AUGACUGAGAUGAAGGAAUUAUCCACGCUUUUGCAGCAUGCUCUUAGUUCAGAAAACUCUAUAAGACUUCAAGCGGAACAGGAAAUUGAUUGUCUUACUUCCUGUGGGGGAUUUUUGCGACAUCUGGCUCGCUAUGCUUAUUUGAAUGUGGAGACUAUUCCUCAAUGUCAUCGUCUCUUGGUCCUGAGUAUUCUAAAACAAAAAGUCGGUCUUGUUGCAAUAGAAGAAUGCGUUGAUGUGAAUAACAUACUUGUGAAUAUGUUGUGUGUGGAAGAGGAUCGUCUCGUGGCAAAUCUUUCUGCGGUCGUUAUAAGCCUCAUUAUAUUAAAAAUGGAAUGCAUUGGUGAAACAGAACACGACGUGAUAUCUGAGCCCAUGCAUUUUUUUAUGAACUUUCUCUUUGAUGCAUUUAUUAAAGCUGAUUCAACCCGACUGGAAUUAAACGCCAUGAUACUGGUUUUGGAGUUGCUAAACCAUCUUUCUCUAAGCUCUGUAAGUCGUAACGAGCUUUUGCGUCUUGCACCAUAUCUUUUUCGACGUGCUAUUUCAGAUACCCCGAGCGAGUCCAAUUAUAUGGCUCUCAAUGUGCUGAGAGAUCUUAUUCUUCCGUUAGCUCCAAUACGGAAAUUUCCGAUGCUUCGAUUGAUAAAAGAAACAUGGGAGAGUUUUUUUCCGGCCUUGGCAGCUGCUUUACUGACACCUACUUUCCCAUCAAAGGGACAACAAGAGUGUGAUUUUCGAAACAGGCAGACAUUAGGGUUUAUGACAUUUGUCGAUGGCAUGCUGCGUGUUGCCAAGUGGACAAGGCAAUACAUUACAGCCAGUAUUUUCUAUGGUUUACUAACGCGUAAUGAAGUGGAGAGCAAUGUCUACCUGGAGGCCUUGCAGAACACGGACAGUAGCGAGGAUGCAAGCCUUGUUAUUCAACAAAUUAUGGCGAAACGUUGGGAAUUGUUAGGAUUCAUGGUACAAAUGAAGAGCCUGAGGAACGUUGUAGAUAACAUCGUUGUUAAUAAUCUACCGUCACUACUGAAUCUUGUUUUGUUGUACACGACAGUAAGUGAUAUAGAAGCUCGAGAAUGGCUUGUUGAUGCAAAUACCUUUCUUCGUCAGGAGGAGGAGCAUGAGGACGAAGUAGUAUGGAGUGUUCGUGAUACUACAGCAGAUUUUUGUAGAAUCUGUGUGUCGGUUCUUGGAGAGGGGGGAGAUGUUUUGCGGUUUCUUGUCGCCACUUUGGAUUCUGCUGAAGAGUCAUGUAAAAGGAGGGAGAGUGUCUUAUUUGUCCUGGAGGUUCUUUUACGACGAUGCCCCAAUGAGAUGCUUGCUGCAGGUGAGGAUUGUCACUCUCAACUUCUCCAAAUACUACUUAAAAAAGAUGUACACGGUCCGCCGCUUCUAUCAUCUCGAGCUCUAUCAGUGCUGAGUAUAUUGUUGGCUUUGAUGAAACGAGCAGGUGCAGAUGUGGCAUCCCUUUGUGCCUCGCUUCUUCCUGAGGCACUAGUUUCUUUGUCAAGCUCUGUUCCCUUACUUUCUGCUGCAGCAUGCAGACUUUUUCAUUCUCUUGUUCCUUUGGCCGAUGUGGAUGAUGUUUUAACCCUUUUUUUCAAGGGUCAAGAUGCACUGUUUUCGCUGCUGUUAAAUGAAACUACUUCGGAUGAAUUUUUAUACUUGUGCCUUGAGGUCUACACGGAAUGGAUUUCACAAUGCCAUCUUAAGCGAAGAGAUGUUGCCUCUUCAGAAUCCUACAACAAUUUGUUUCGUUGCUGGAGAAAUCAUAUUCAAGAUCCAAAUAUGGGGGAGUUGGUUGUAUCCGUUUUUGGUGAGUUGAUCAUAGAUUCCGGUGGAGAUGAGUUUCUUACGAUUCAUUUCUCCUGGCUAGCUGACGUCUUGAACAGUCCGUGUGGUGUGGCAGAGUAUUGCGUUAUACCUUUUGUUGUCCAAAUGCUGACAUACAUUUUUGAGAAGGGGUCGAAUCAGGUUGCAAUGAGAGCGGCGGACACUUUGGUUGGCUCCCUUUGUCGACUGUUACUUGCAACGGAAGAGUCUUCUAUCAUAUCCUCUGCGUCAGCUUGUCUUGCUGCUUUAUUGCAGCGGUGUCCACACGUGGGAACAAUGAAAGUUUGCGUACCCAACUCUUUGAUGAAGGGGUCGUUUCCGGAAUUGUGUAUGGAACAGUCGGUGCUCGGUGAUUUUGCAGGACUCGCUACCUUGCAGAGAGGCGAUCUUCAACCGCAUCCAUUUUCUUCCAUACUUGUCAUGAUCGUUAUGACCAUGCUGAGGGAUGAGGUAAAAGAAGCCUCAUUGAUGAAUGCUGGUCGAGUUUUGGUUGCCAUUGGAUAUAAUACGAGUGCAUUCCGGGAUGAUGAGAUUGAGCGGCUUAUUACAACCAUUGUGCGUCGUCUGAUGACAGUUUGCACCGAUACGGUGACGGAGGAACUUGUGGCUCCUCUAGCUGUAUUAAUGAAGCUUCAUAUACAUGCGUUCAUCAAUGUUUUAUUGUCAUCCGGUAUUUUUCUUGACACCUUUUCCGUAUGGCUGCCAAAAAUGAGUAUCUUUAUCGGGAAACAAGUUCUUUUUGAUUCUUGCGAUGCGUUGCUAGAUUUUCUGUUGCAAUGGCCUCUGGAUGAAAGGCUCUGUGGUCAACUAUUGACAUGGAUUGAUAGGAAACGAAACGCGGUGAAAUUGCCUUUGGAGGUGGCGAUUUUCGUUGGUGUUGGGAGAGGUGUGCUUAAUCUCGCCAUGCAGGCCUCUCUGGACGACGAAGAGGACGAGGAGGAGGAGCAAGGCGAUGGGAUGGACGACAAAGAUGAGGUGGUGGUGGAAGAAGAUGAGGAGGAAGAGGAGGAGCAAAGGGAAAAGGUGGUGGUGAAGAAGGUUCUUUGUGGGGAGGUGUCACACGACUUGCGACACCUGCUUCAAAAAGUGUCCCCCUUGGUGUUGAAGUACGGUCCCGCCGCUGCCGUCUGUUUCUCACGCUCGGAACUGAAAGAGUUGUCUGACCUACUUCAAAUCAUCAAGGCAUCCUAG
Messenger RNA from Trypanosoma rangeli, 3027 nucleotides. RefSeq lists its product as uncharacterized. The transcript has a single exon. The coding region runs from base 1 to 3027 and encodes 1008 amino acids. NCBI's taxonomy places the organism in Eukaryota, Euglenozoa, Kinetoplastea, Trypanosomatida, Trypanosomatidae. Gene Ontology annotation, cellular component: cytosol; nuclear envelope. The record is from RefSeq and is a predicted model, not a curated record. Gene Ontology annotation, biological process: protein import into nucleus.